Paramisgurnus dabryanus is the source of this 3962-nucleotide messenger RNA. RefSeq names its product erythrocyte membrane protein band 4.1 like 5 (gene epb41l5). Lineage: Eukaryota; Metazoa; Chordata; Actinopteri; Cypriniformes; Cobitidae. Gene Ontology annotation, biological process: actomyosin structure organization. Gene Ontology annotation, molecular function: cytoskeletal protein binding. Gene Ontology annotation, cellular component: cytoskeleton. The record is from RefSeq and is a predicted model, not a curated record.
AGCCAUCCCAGAGUCCUGCGGAGCAGGGAGAACGUCGCUUACACUUAUCAACACAAAAAAGGCGGUGAAAGCAGACUGCGGCUUAGAAGAUGGAUAAUUCAAAACACAAAGUAGUUUUUUGAUAAAAGGCAAUGCGAGAGGAUCUUUUCAUCAGUGAAAUAUUCUUAAAUCUGCAGCUGGACUAACGAAUCUUCCCGAUCAUGCUCAGUUUUCUGCGCCGGACUCUGGGCCGGCGGUCCAUACGCAAGCAUGCUGAGAAAACGCGUCUCCGGGAAGCCCAGCGAGCUACAACACACAUCCCUGCUGCUGGAGAUGCCAAGUCCAUCAUCACUUGCCGAGUGUCUUUGUUGGAUGGCACAGAUGUCAGUGUUGACUUGCCGAAAAAAGCCAAAGGUGCAGAGCUGUUUGAUCAGAUCAUGUACCACCUGGAUAUUGUAGAAACAGAUUACUUCGGCCUGCGCUUCAUGGAUUCAGCCCAAGUCCCGCAUUGGCUUGAUGUCACCAAAAGCAUUAAAAAACAAGUCAAAAUUGGACCACCAUAUUGCCUCCAUAUGAGAGUAAAGUUUUAUUCCUCUGAGCCCAACAACCUGCAUGAAGAACUAACACGAUACCUUUUUGUACUACAAUUAAAGCAGGACAUUCUCAGUGGCAAGUUGGAGUGCCCUUUUGACACAGCUGUGGAGUUGGCUGCAUACUCUUUGCAGGCUGAAAUGGGUGAUUUUGACCCUGCCGAGCAUGCACUUGAUCUAGUGUCCGAAUUCCGCUUUAUCCCAAACCAGACAGAAGAAAUGGAAGAAGCUUUCUUUAAUGCCUGGAAGGAGUGCAGAGGCCAGACGCCAGCACAAGCUGAGAUUAACUACCUAAACAAGGCCAAAUGGCUGGAGAUGUAUGGAGUGGACAUGCAUAUGGUCAAGGCACGAGACGGAAAUGAAUACAGCCUGGGUCUGACCCCCACUGGAGUGCUCGUGUUUGAGGGGGAAACUAAAAUUGGCUUAUUUUUCUGGCCUAAGAUCACACGUCUGGACUUCAAGAAGAGCAAACUCACCCUGGUGGUAGUGGAGGAUGAUGAACAGGUAAUGCAGGAGACAGAAGAGGGAAAAGAGCAGGAGCACACGUUUGUUUUCCGCAUGGACCAUCCAAAGGCUUGCAAGCAUCUAUGGAAAUGUGCUGUAGAGCACCAUGCCUUCUUCCGCCUCCGUGGCCCUGUCCAAAAGGGCUCAGCCCGCUCUGGAUUUAUCCGCAUGGGCUCACGUUUCAGAUACAGUGGGAAGACAGAAUAUCAGACCACUAAGGCUAACAAAGCCAGAAGAUCUGCAUCUUUUGAAAGAAGACCAAGUCGCCGUUACUCAAGAAGGACCAUGCAAAACAGAGGUCCUGGCAAAUCCUCAGACAGCCACAAUAAUGGAGUGAACCCAAGCUUAGAAACAAAGCCCACUCAAACAAGGCCUCCUUGGUCUGGUAUGCCUGUUGUCAACAGCCCGCCCUCCGUUCCAAGCCCCAUUGAAAUCGAAACCCUUCCCAGGAGCCCUGGUGCCAGCCACUCGGACAAGAGAAGCUUGCCCUUGGUGACUGACCUCCUGGAGACAUGUGUAGAUGAGGUUCUUCAGGCCUCUGCUCCCAUGGUGACACCAGAAGAGCUGGUGCCCAAUACAGUCACUGAAGAAACUCUUCCUUUGAUCGAGGCUGCAGCUCGGCUCAAGCAACUGGAGAUUGAAAGUACACCAGUCUCUGCUCCAGCCAGAUCUAAUAUCAACCUCAACAUGAACAACCAGGAAGAUGUGAUGAAGCUGAUAGACAAGAGUUUGAAUAGCGUGAGCAACAGUCCGGUUUUGAACCAGCUCAAAGCUCCUGAUGAACUCAAGAGUAACAUCCUUAAGGCUCAGGCAGAGGCAGCGCUCAAGGAUACUAGAGAUGAGCUUGGAUUGACAGCAGACAAGAACUGCAACCUGCAAGAGGCAGCAGCCAGACUGACAGGUCAUAGCGGGCGGAUGGGAAGUACCAGCUCUCUGCCUGUGAGUGGGCGAGCAGAGCGACAGGAGUCCUGGGAUCUACUCAGACAGCCCAGCCUGCCUUGCUCUACCAGCAGCCUUGAAGCAAAGGCGGACGACUUCAUUUCUUCUGUGCCCCCUUUGUCAUCAGAUCCAGUGAAUGAAACCCAGUCAUCCAAGGUAAAAGUUCAAGAUCCUGAGCUGCUGACAGCCUCUCAUGCUGAAAACCUAAUAGACUUCACAGACCCCAUCCCUCUAGUAACUGCACCUAAACCCACAAUAACUCCUCGAUGGAUCAUUCCAGCCUCACCACCUAUACUCUCUGGCACCUUUACUAAUGGCCUCCUUGACUGUACAACAAAGACACCAUCUCACCAUUCAGAGGAGUCUGCUAUUUCUCCACCCAUCCACAUUUCUCAAACUCACAAUGUGAUUGCAACCAGUAUUGUCACUAUCCCAACCAAGGACGACAACCACAAGCCUAAGGGUCUGCUGACCACUGAACUCUGAGAACGACACCUGUCACCAGACCAUCCGUAUUUUUUUCUCUCUCUACUACAUUCCAGUUAGACACAUUCCAGCACCCUUAUAGUACAGGCACGAACAACUGGACCCGGGGAUGCAUCAACUCGAUCUUCAACAACACUGACUUUGAACAGAUGGUGUCCUGACCCUGUAGGUCGUGACAUUUACACUUACAGUUUCAGAAUAGUUUUAAAGGGCUAACAGCAGGCAUGGGGCCAGCCACAUUGCUUUUAUUUCUUUUAUAGCUCUUUUAAGUUCUGAUUCCCAAGUAGCACCAGCAUUUGUAUCUCUGCGAGAUGUUAUCAGAUGUUGCGAUUUUUAAAUGUUUGAUCAUCAUGAAAUAGUGUUUCUCUACCACUUCCUGUCAACUUCCUGUUUAGAUGCUGCCUGAUUGGACAACGGUGAGAAGCUUGUGAAUCCACAGUGCAUCAAUGACUUCGUACAGUACUUUUGGUUUUGUCUUUGCCUUUUUUUUGUGCUCUGCUUUCAUUGUGAUGACACACAGUUGCAUUCAGUAUUAAGUACUGUACUUUAAACUGCACUGUUGUUUAUAUUAUUGUGUAGCAUUGGGGAACAUGCAGUUAUGAAGUCACUGAGCCAAGUGUCUGUCUUCUAUCAGUUCUGUUUUUAUUCAGACUUUGUAGUUAUGGCCUGCCUUAUUUUAGUGAUUCAUUUUAACAUUUAAAUUGUCAUAUAGCUGUGCUAAAUGUAUGCUGUUUAUGAUGAAAAUUUUACAACAUAGAAUUUUAUUUGAAUGUAAUUUGCAUCUACAUCGGGAGUUAUUCACUGGAUGUUUUGUAUAGUAUGUAAUAGCAGCUUUUACAGUAUGUGUUCUUUUACACUGUUUAUUAAUGCUGUUAUGGAUGUUAUGUAAGACACAGGAGCAGCUGAGACCUCUUGUUAACUUCUGGCUUAUACAUUAUGAAAACCGAAAGCUUGGAUAAUGUAGACAUACUAAGGGUUUUCAUUAUAACACAAUGGAUUUAAACAUUACAGUUUAUGCCAGCAGUUACUGGAAAAGAGAGGCCUUUGGACCCUUCCUCCCUCGCAUUUCACAAGCAUUUGCUGCUAUUUAUCACUAUACUAAAGACUGCAUUGGUAUAUUCACUGGAUCAGAAAUCACUGGGAUAAAAUGAAAAUAUCUUAGAUUUCUGUGGAUUAUGUUUGGAGGCCCAACACCAACUUUUAUACAAUCAUGUUUAUGUGAAUGGUUAGACAUCCUGAAAGUUGUUUAAAUGAUCUACACUGGUUUCAACUGAACUGAAUGUCUGAAAGUGCAUCCGUAGCUGGAAUUUUUUGAUAUGCUUAUCACUGUUUUCAUUCUCACUUUUUAGAUUUAUAAAUUUAUGUCAUCUGUAGACGAUACAACAAUCUCUUAUGUAUACUCACUGUAAUCUUUCUGUCAUUUCAUAUGUGAGGCUCUCUAUAAGUAAAAUGUAUUUUAACAAU